Molecule: messenger RNA, 1055 nt
Organism: Eruca vesicaria subsp. sativa (arugula)
Lineage: Eukaryota; Viridiplantae; Streptophyta; Magnoliopsida; Brassicales; Brassicaceae
Source: the annotation of a GenBank genome assembly
GUAAGAUAUAGAGAGGACAUGUCCAGUUAGAGUGCUCAUAUACACACACAUACAAAAGAUUUAAAGAAUCAAAGGCUUAGAGUAACCAAAAAGAGAGAAGAAAAAUGAACAGAAUGAGCAAUACAGUAAUAGGAUUCUUGAAUAUCCUAACACUAAUUUCCUCCAUAGUCAUAAUAGGAACAGCUCUAUGGAUGGGUAAGAGCAAGACAACAUGCGAGCAUUUCCUUCAGAAGCCACUUCUCGUCUUAGGCCUGGCGAUCAUGGUCUUAUCACUAGCUGGUCUGAUCGGUGCAUGCUGUGACGUGGCAUGGGUCUUGUGGGUGUACCUCUUUUUCAUGGUCUUCAUCAUAGUUACGCUCAUGGGUUUGACCCUCUUUGGGCUUAUUGUAACUAGCCAUGGCGGUGGUGUAGGUGUGCCUGGUAGGGUUUACAGAGAGUUUAAGCUUGAAGAGUAUCAUCCAUGGCUCAAGACAAGGGUUAUGGAUGCUAAUUACUGGUUGACAAUAAAGACUUGUCUCUUGGGCUCACUCACUUGUUCCAAGCUCGCUCUUUGGACUCCUAUUGAUUAUCUCCAAAAAGACUUGUCUCCUCUUCAGUCUGGAUGCUGUAAACCACCGACGUCGUGUGUAUACAACACGGAUACGCCGAUACAACAAGAAUCCGAUUGUUACCGGUGGAACAACGCUGCAACGGUGCUCUGCUACGACUGUGACUCGUGUAGAGCUGGCGUUUUAGAGACGGUGCGGCGCGAUUGGCAUAAACUCUCUAUAGUUAACGUCGUCAUAGUUCUCUUCCUCAUUGCCAUUUACUGCGUUGGUUGCUGCGCGUUUAAAAACGCGAAACGCCCUCAACAUUAUGGUUUUCCUUACGGACGUUACGGCAUGGCCAAGUCUCGACCCGGUUGGGAACAGUCCUGGUCGAGAUGGUGGCAUGGUAGAGAUCGGUAUUACUAAAAUAUAUAUUUAUGAAAUGUUUUCAAGUUUUUGAAUGAACUCAUGGCGUCUAAUUUAUAAAUACAUAUUUGUACAGAGCGCCUGUUUCUGUUAAUAAAAUUG